Molecule: messenger RNA, 2799 nt
Organism: Adineta ricciae
Lineage: Eukaryota; Metazoa; Rotifera; Eurotatoria; Adinetida; Adinetidae
Source: the annotation of a GenBank genome assembly
AUGAGUGGUGAUGAUGAAAUUUUGACGACAUUGAAAAUUUUAAUUAUCGGAGAGUCAGGUGUUGGAAAAAGUAGUCUGCUUUUACGAUUCACUGAUGAUCGAUUCGAUCAAGAAAUGGCAGCAACGAUUGGAGUUGAUUUCAAAGUUAAACAAUUAGAUGUCGACGAUAAUCGAGUUAAAUUGGCUAUUUGGGAUACAGCUGGACAAGAACGUUUUCGAACAUUGACACCAGGCUAUUAUCGAGGUGCUCAAGGUGCAAUUCUUGUUUACGAUGUGUGCAGUCGAGAAUCGUUUCGACAUUUGGAUCGAUGGAUUUCCGAAUUGGAUACCUUUUCGAACAAACAGGAUAUCAUAAAAAUGCUCGUAGGAAAUAAGAUCGAUCAAGAAGCAAAUCGCGAAGUCACACGUGACGAAGGUGAUCGAUACGCACGUAAACAUUCGAUGUUAUUUAUUGAAGCAUCGGCCCGAACACGUCAGGGUGUUCAAACCGCUUUCGAAGAACUUGUCAAAAAGAUCAUCCAAACACCAUCGUUAUGGGAAAAGAAAGAACCAACAAUUCAACCGGACGAUCAUGAUGAAUCUGGUCGAGCGGCAUCUGGUUGCUCUUAUAUGGAGGAUGAUAAUUUGUUGUUGAACAUUACAAGCGAACCGUUGCCGACGAAAAAAGCAGUUAAACGUAAACAUGAUAUUGUGGAAGAGAAAACGUCGCAGAAUCUCGAAUCAACAGCGAAGAAGAAACGAAAUGAACGUGUCAAACUUGACCUGUGUCAAGGAAAAGAAAUGAAAUCACCAAAACGAUCGUCGUUAUUCGCAAAUAAUCCAACAAUACCCGAAAUUGACGAAAAAGUUAUCGAAACAGCAACUGAAGAAAUCUUUGGUUCAGCAUCAUCCCUAGACCAAAUGCCUGUACAUCCUCAUAUCAUUUCGUGUUUGAAACAGAAAUUUAACAUCACUCGUUUGACAAAUGUUCAAGAAAAAUCCAUUCCUGCCAUUCUUACAGGCGAAGACGUCAUAGUUAAAUCUCAAACUGGUAGUGGUAAAACGUUGGCGUAUGUUAUACCAACUAUUCAUCUCAUGCAAGCCAUCGAACCGUCAGUGCGAAGAGAAUCUGGUCCUAUUGCUAUCGUACUUGUUCCAACGAAAGAACUUGUUCAACAAACGUACGAAGUGUUUCAAAAAUUGUUGACAUCAUUCGUUCGGAUUGUAUGUUCACCAUUAGUUGGUGGUUCCAAUCGAAACCAUGAAAAGAAAAGACUUCGUCGUGGUUUGAACGUUCUCAUUUCGACACCCGGUCGGUUAUGCGACCAUAUCGAUAAUACCCAAUCAUUAUCUUUGAAGAAUAUUCAGUUUUUAAUCUUCGAUGAAGCUGACAAAAUGCUUGACAUGGGUUUUGCCGAUGCGAUUAAGAAGAUUAUUGAAACGAUAGGCAAACAAAUGGAUUCAGAUAAACGUUUUCAACGCGUUCUUCUCUCAGCGACGCCAACCACAGCAUUGAAUCAUUUCGUUGACAUCAAUUUGAAUAAAAAAGCUCUUCGGAUUGAUAUUUCUGAAGAAUUCAAUGCAGAGAGUGUUAUCACUGUACCGAAAACAUUAAAACAAAUGUUUACGAUCGUGCCAAGCAAAUUACGAUUCGUUACGUUGAUUGCCUUUCUUCUCAAAAUCUUCAACAAGAAAGGAAAAUCCGAAGCCAAGGUACUUUUAUUUCUUGCCACGAAUGAUCUCGUUCAUUUUCAUUACGAAAUCUUAAAUACAAUGUUAAAUGGCGAUAAAGAAGACGAUAUCGAUGAAGAAGGUGACUUACAAUUCGGACAUUUAUUAAAUGAACCUGUGAAAUUAUUGAGGUUACAAGGAGACAUGACUCAUCAAGAACGAACAAGUGUUUUUAGUGAAUUUUCAAAACUCUCUCGAGGAAUUUUAUUAUGUACGAAUGUGGCUGCGCGUGGUUUGGACAUGCCUAGUGUGACAUGGAUCAUACAAUAUCAUCCGACAAGUCCGAUUGACUAUAUUCACCGAAUUGGUCGAACCGCACGACUUGGUUCAAUUGGUCAAUCAUUGAUUUUUCUCUUGCCCAACGAAGCAGAAUAUGUCGCAACAUUGCAAGAUAAAUAUAAAAUGAGUUUGAAAGGUAUUACCCCCGAUGACGUUCUCGAAACAUUAAUGGACAGCUGUGAAAAACUAAAACAACAUUUCGAAACUCGAACUGUGAUACCAAAAACAGCCGAGCAAUGUGCUAGUUCGUUGCAUCAUCACUUUGAAGAAUAUGUCAAUGGAUCCCCUGUUCGUAUCGAACAAGCACGACAAGCUUAUCUCUCAUUCAUUCGAUAUUAUGCAUCAUUUUCGCGUGAAUGGAAAUAUUUGUUUCAUGUGAAGAAUUUGCAUCGUGGUCACAUUGCGAAAAGUUUUGGCUUGAAGGAAUUACCAGAUGAAUCGAAUAAUCAUACGAUCAAAGAACGAAAAGAAACAUUCGGAUCUAAACCAAAGGUCAACAAACCGAUAAAAACAAAUGAUGACGAGAUCGACGAGGAAGCAGCGCCCUCGACACCUCCACCUCCACCUCCACCUCCACCAGUGAAUACAGAGAAGAAGAGUCUAUUUGAUCGUCUACCGUUUGCGAACAAACCCGUGGCACGUACGCGGUUUCGUAAUUUUAGUCAUAUAUCUGAAUUUGGCAGCGGACUAGAGGUGACCAGUAAAUCGCAUAAGAAAAAAGACAAGAUCAGCGAAUUCUUGGAGAAGAAACGCGAACGAAACACUAGCAAACAUCAAAUCGGUCGCAAAAAGACUCGAGAAAAUAAAUGA